Molecule: messenger RNA, 1158 nt
Organism: Cololabis saira (Pacific saury)
Lineage: Eukaryota; Metazoa; Chordata; Actinopteri; Beloniformes; Belonidae
Product: probable E3 ubiquitin-protein ligase TRIML1
Exons: 5
Coding region: 1-1158 (385 amino acids)
Molecular function (GO): protein binding
Source: RefSeq, a predicted model, not a curated record
AUGUGUGUGGACCCCUUCCUGCAGGAGGCUUUAGAAAAGAACCAAACGUGUCUAAAGAAGCAAAGGGAAGCAGUGAAAUACAGACUGAAGAAACUGGCAGCGCGGCAGUCAGAAAUCACAAAAAAGUCCUCAGAGUUAAGGGAGAGGAUCAUACGGAAAUAUCAGGAGAUCCAGACCGUGUUGGAGGAGGAUCUGAGGAUCACCUUGUCCCACCUGAAGGUGGAGGAGCGGGCGGCCGUCACCGCCUUGGACGGACUCAUGGAGAAGAGCUGCGCUUUAAUCCAGGACAUAGAACAGGACUUGGCCAGGCUAACUUUAGCCCUGGACCAGAUCAGCACAGAGCCCGACACCAUGUCUUUCUUUUCAAACCCAGAGCAGGAAGAUGCAGAGAUGGUGGACAGAGUGAUGGAUCUCCUAAACCAAUCAGACCCGAGUAAUGUGAGCCUGGAUGAAGCUAAGGCUGACCAGAUCCUGAGCCUCUCCAACAACAUGCUGCUGCUCAUCUGCUCCCAGACGCCUUUAAUGAAGAAGCUCCUGAAAAGCUAUUCCAGCGAGGUGCACCUGGACUCGGAGACGGCCCACCCGAAGCUGAUCGUCUCCCCCCACGGUGACAGUGUGGGCUACACAGACACCUGGCAGCAACUCCCUGAUCUGCCCGGUCGCUUCGACACCACCCUCAAUGUCAUCAGUUUACAAGGCUUCAGCUUCGGCCGCCAUUACUGGGAGCUGGAUGUGACUGGGAAGACCUACUGGGAGCUUGGCGUCACCUACCCGUCCAUCCCCCGGAAAGGCCCGUCAGAGGACUGCUGGCUGGGAAGAGGACUUGAGUCGUGGUGCGUGGAGUUCUUUGAUGGGGAAUACACGGCCUGGCACGGAGGCGUGCCCCACCAGCUGCCUUUCACCAAGUGUUUCUGUCGGAUCGGGGUUCUGUGCAGCUUCCCCGCGGGGUUGGUGACGUUUCUCGAGGCGGACAAGAUGACGCCCCUGUUUUCCUUCUGUGCCGGAGUUUUCUCCGAGUGCCUCCACCUGGCCCUGUGUCCUGGCCACGACCACGACGGCAAAAAUGCAAAACCUAUCGUCAUAUGCAACGCUUCACCUCCGACCAGUGAAUGUUCUGAUCAGCAGCACUUUCCAGGAGACUCAGAAGUCACAAGCUGA